Hypoxylon trugodes is the source of this 1744-nucleotide messenger RNA. Its product is annotated as family A G protein-coupled receptor-like protein. The record is from RefSeq and is a predicted model, not a curated record. Gene Ontology annotation, cellular component: plasma membrane. Gene Ontology annotation, molecular function: G protein-coupled receptor activity. Bases 291 to 1592 code for a protein of 433 amino acids. The transcript has 3 exons. NCBI's taxonomy places the organism in Eukaryota, Fungi, Ascomycota, Sordariomycetes, Xylariales, Hypoxylaceae. Gene Ontology annotation, biological process: adenylate cyclase-activating G protein-coupled receptor signaling pathway; cell surface receptor signaling pathway.
GUUGUUUGACAAGACGAUCCAUACGGACCAUGUUAACGUUCCGGUCUGCUGGAUACUCGGGCCUUGAUUACUGACUUAAGCGUUUCUACGACUUACUGUGCGCCUUUAUCAUACGAUUGAGUUCUCGACAGGACUAUACAACGUCUAGCAAAAACGGACUCGACAUAGCAGCUUGAUCCGAGUUUCAACUUCUUAGCGGGCUAUCUUACAGCCAAACCCCCCAACUCGAGAGUACAUUCAUUUACACCACCUCCUUGAGUUCAACGAUACAUACCUAGGCGCUUUUAAAGAUGGGCGAAUUAUCAGAAGGAGUACUCCACGCCAUCAGCGUCAUCGAGCGAGUUGGCUCGGUGUUUUCAUUGCUAGGAUGUGUCUUCGUUAUUGGCACAUUCACUUUCUCAAAAGCUUUCCACAAGCCUAUCAACCGUCUUGUCUUCUAUGCCUCCUUCGGUAACAUGAUGACCAAUGUGGGGACUUUGAUGUCGAGGAAUUAUCUUACGCAGAUCGAUUCAUUCGCAUGUCAAUUUCAAGGAUUCCUUAUUCAGAUGUUUCUGCCAGCUGAUGCAUUCUGGACGCUAGCCAUGGCGUGCAACGUCUACCUAACAUUUUACCACAAGUUCGACGCCGCGAGGCUAAGGAGGAUGGAUAUUUACUAUAUCAUACUGUGUUAUGGUGUCCCUUUCAUCCCCGCACUUACAUACGUCUUCGUAAAGACAGAGGGAGCCGGCCGCAUGUACGGCAACGCCACACUAUGGUGUUGGGUCAGUUCGGGAUGGGACAUAUUCCGAAUUGCUACUUUUUACGGACCAGUAUGGGUGGUGAUCUUACUUACUAUGGCCAUCUAUAUCCGUGCCGGUGGAGAGAUUUAUAAGAAGCGAAAACAACUCCGCAACUUUGGUGCCAGUAGCAGCGCGCAUGAUCCAGACGCGUUGACUUCGUACGACCCUUAUUCGACGAAGACGACUGAAGUUACAGUUACGACCGAGUCUGCCGAGGAAAACGGAGACGGAAUCGAUCUUGCACCAUUAGGGCGAGCGGCUCCGAACAAACCCAAGGCGGCAUACUCAGUGACGAUCUCCUCCGACGUAAAAGACAAAUCGCAGCAAGGCGAUAUCAAACUUCCCAUCCAGAGCAACGUGCCACCGACGCCAUCAACAGCGAAGGCGCAAGUGAAAACCCAAAAGCGGAAAGCGGCCUUCGAUUUCAACCAUGCGGCAUGGUCGUAUAGCAAAUGCGCCCUACUCUUCUUCACGGCACUUCUUAUCACCUGGAUCCCAUCUUCAGCCAACCGUGUGUACAGUAUCGUCAACACAAACCAAACACUAGCAUCCCUAGAGAUUAUGAGCGCACUUGUCUUGCCGCUCCAAGGUUUCUGGAAUAUGUUGAUAUAUGUCGCGACAAGUUGGGAAGCAGUGAAGAUCACAUUCUCGGAUCUCGGAUCAGGUCAUCGUCCAGACCAAAGUCGUUUCGGUGACGACAAGCGCAGCUAUGGGUUCAAAUUACCAAGCCGAAGUGGCCUGGAGAGCGACAGUAUAACGGAACUUACCAAUAGCGACAGGACGUCCGACUCUCACAAUGGGGUUAAGGCGUAGAAGACAUGAACGGCUUGGGAAAAAUUAAACUUGGAACUACGAAUUAUAAAGCCUAAAAUCUCUAAUCUUCUACUUCUUGCGCAUGCUUUGAAAGGGUAAAAAAAUCCUUUCAUCUGUAUCAACAAAAUUACUUGCCAUAUACCCAAAAAAUU